GUGCCAUUAAGAUAAUAAAGUGCCAUCUAUUGUUGAGAUUACAAACAUUUUGAUAAACUUUUUUUGACAUAAUAUCAAAAUACGCAAAAUAUUUAUUAUUCAAGUGAAAGAAACUGAAGUGGCAACAAGUAUAGAUCUUAAUUUUAACUAUAUAACUUUUAAUGCGUUAACUAUUUUCGUGUUAAUUUUAAUUUUUACAAUGUGAAAGAAAUCUUAUUUAUUGCUAUAUUUGCAAGUCAUAAAUCUGGUCAUGUGAAGACACAUGUCAUUGUUGUUACCUGUUUAGUUUUAAAUAAUCAUUAGUUAAUCAUAGAGCAAUUAGUUUUUUAAAAUUACAACCAUGAAGUACUGUCCGCCUAAUAUAACAUUAUCAGAUGUGUGGGUAAAUCAUGGAAUAUCAGAAUGUUUUAUGGACACCGUUUCGUACACAGCAACUUUGAGUAUUUUACUUAUUUUUGGAACAUUGCAAUUGCUAAUGUAUAUGAAAUAUUCGACUAGAGUAAAUAAUGCACAAGUAAAUAAAUCAAAAUUAUAUAUUAUGCAAAUAUGUUUCACUAUUUUGAUACCAGUUUUGAGUGUUGUAAGAUUUACUCUUCAAGCUACAUAUUUUAAAGAGCAUGAUCUAUAUGGAUAUAUGAUAUUAUCAGUCGUUGCAACUGUGGUGAUGUUUCCUUUUUCCAUACUUUUAAUACAAUCGGAAAGACAUUAUUUAUUACCAUCCGUGCCCAGCAGAGGCCAUGGAUUGGUGUUACUAAUAUUUUGGACCUUAGUAUUUAUCUCAGAAAAUUUAGUCCUUGUAAAUAUUAGAAAUGCAAAUUGGUGGUUUAAUCUUAAGACGCGUAGUGAUCAGAUAGAAAUGCUACUAUUUAUUUUAAGAUACAUUUCUUGUCUUCUUGUUUUUGUUCUUGGACUUUGUGCACCAGGAAUUAAACUGAAUGUAGAUUAUAUCACGCUUGAUGAUUCACAUCAUCCAGUUAGUUUACCAAGGGAUCGACGAGAAAAUCAAGGUUCUACAUUUAGUAAUUUUUGGAGAAAGAUUAAAAUUCUUGCUCCAUUUUUAUGGCCAAAAAAAGAUUUUCUUCUGCAAUUUCGAGUCAUAUUCUGUCUACUUUUACUUCUAGCCGGGCGUGUUAUUAAUUUAUAUGUUCCAAUAUACAACAAGAUGAUUGUUGAUAGCAUAACUAUAACUAAAAUACAUACAAAACUGGUAUUCGAAUGGGGAUGGAUUCUAGUUUAUGUAUUUUUUAAAUUUCUCCAAGGGGGAGGCACUGGAGGAAUGGGCUUGUUAAAUAAUUUAAGAAGUUUUUUAUGGAUUCGAAUACAGCAAUACACUACAAGAGAAGUCGAAUUGGAACUCUUUAAGCAUUUGCAUAGCCUUUCAUUGAGAUGGCAUUUAGGAAGGAAAACCGGAGAAGUGUUGAGAGUAAUGGAUCGUGGAACAGACAGCAUUAACAAUUUACUGAACUACAUUCUAUUUUCUAUUAUGCCGACAAUAAUUGAUAUUCUAGUGGCGGUAGUGUUCUUUGUGUUAGCAUUUAAUGCAUGGUUUGGAUUAAUUGUGUUUGUAACAAUGGUUUUAUAUAUAGUUAUAACUAUUUCUGUUACUGAGUGGCGUACAAAGUUCCAAAGAAGAAUGAAUUUGGCAGAUAAUGCACAAAAAGCAAGAAGUGUUGAUUCUUUAUUGAAUUUUGAGACCGUUAAAUACUAUGGAGCUGAACAGUAUGAAGUAAAUUGUUACAAAGAAGCUAUUAUUAAUUUUCAGAGUGAAGAAUGGAAAUCUUUAAUAACAAUGAAUAUUCUGAAUACUUUACAAAAUAUAAUUAUUUGCACAGGUUUAUUGGCAGGUUCUUUAUUGUGUGUGCACAUGGUUGUCGAUGAUCAAGGCCUAACAGUGGGAGAUUAUGUACUUUUUGCUUCAUACAUAAUUCAAUUAUAUGUUCCUCUUAAUUGGUUUGGAACUUACUACAGAAUGAUUCAAAAGAAUUUUGUUGAUAUGGAGAAUAUGUUUGAAUUAAUGCGCGAAGAGCAAGAAGUUGUUGAUAUACCUGGUGCUAAAAACCUUGUCAUAAAUAAUGGCGGAAUAGAAUUUUCUAAUGUUAGUUUCAGUUACACUCCAGAACGAAGGGUACUUAAAAACAUUAGUUUUCAUGUUUCUGCUGGCAAGACAUUAGCUUUGGUUGGACCUUCUGGCAGUGGAAAAAGCACAAUUAUAAGAUUAUUAUUCCGUUUUUAUGAUGUUGAAGGUGGUGUUAUCUUGGUAGAUGGUCAAAACAUUAAAAGUGUAAAACAAGAUUCCCUUCGUAAUGCUAUUGGUGUAGUGCCCCAGGAUACUGUUCUCUUCAAUAAUACAAUUAAAUACAAUAUUCAUUAUGGUAGAGUGGAUGCACCAGACACUGAUGUAAUAAUAGCGGCUAAAAAUGCUGAUAUUCAUGAGAGGAUUUUAUCAUUCCCCGACGGUUAUGAAACUCAAGUAGGAGAAAGAGGUCUUAGACUUAGUGGUGGUGAAAAGCAAAGAGUUGCAAUUGCAAGAACACUUCUUAAAGCACCACAAAUUGUUUUAUUAGAUGAGGCCACGAGCGCAUUAGAUACACAAACUGAACGCAACAUUCAAUCUGCACUGUAUCGAGUUUGCUCGAACAGAACUACAAUUAUAGUAGCACACAGAUUGUCAACAAUAAUACACGCUGAUGAAAUUAUUGUUCUUAGUGAGGGAGAGAUUGUUGAAAGAGGAAGACAUGAAGACUUAAUAAAUGCGAAUGGGGUUUAUGCAGACAUGUGGCAACAACAGCUCCAGGCUGAUGAUAAUCAUGAUAGUGAGAAUACUGAAGAAGUUAAGCCAAAAUCGGAGGAACCAAUUGUUGUUAAUAGAAAACCACAUAAUCACCCAUAA
This is a messenger RNA of Ctenocephalides felis (cat flea), 2890 nucleotides long. RefSeq names its product ATP-binding cassette sub-family B member 6, mitochondrial (gene Hmt-1). The record is from RefSeq and is a predicted model, not a curated record. The coding region runs from base 341 to 2890 and encodes 849 amino acids. Gene Ontology annotation, biological process: transmembrane transport; heme transport. NCBI's taxonomy places the organism in Eukaryota, Metazoa, Arthropoda, Insecta, Siphonaptera, Pulicidae. The transcript has 13 exons. Gene Ontology annotation, molecular function: ATP hydrolysis activity; ABC-type heme transporter activity; ATP binding. Gene Ontology annotation, cellular component: membrane.